Messenger RNA from Zophobas morio, 3759 nucleotides. Its product is annotated as semaphorin-2A. The record is from RefSeq and is a predicted model, not a curated record. The transcript has 11 exons. Bases 302 to 2524 code for a protein of 740 amino acids. Gene Ontology annotation, biological process: axon guidance; positive regulation of cell migration; neural crest cell migration. Gene Ontology annotation, molecular function: chemorepellent activity; semaphorin receptor binding. NCBI's taxonomy places the organism in Eukaryota, Metazoa, Arthropoda, Insecta, Coleoptera, Tenebrionidae.
CUGCCGGUCUCGAGUUAGUCUGACUCGUGACACGCUAGCGUGAGGGUCGCCGGUGAACCGCUCUUGCCACGCACGUAAAACAAUGCCGUUUGGCGUUUCCGCAACUUUGAUGAAUCAAAGCGUCGCUGCGACCCACCCCAGCGACUAAACGACGUAUGAGUACGAGGACAGUGCCUGUAAAUAUUCACGUUUUGUUUGGUUUUUUAUUCGGCCGCGGACGCUGCCCGUGUUUUCGCCGGUGGGACCGCGCUUUACGAGUACCUACGGGCUUUGAUGAGGCGAAGGUCCGGUCUGGUGGUUUAUGCUGAUUUUGGAGAAGUUGUGCAGACCACGUGCUAAGAUGGAGCGUGGGAAAAACGAGGGAUUUUCGGUUUUCAAGUUGUUUGUCUUUGUGACGGUGCUGGUGGAACUCAAGUUUGAUGUCAAUGCCGAUUUUGAGAAUAGUUGGACCAUGUACAUGGAGCAGCCGUGCUGCUCGGGGACGGGAAGUCACCAUGUCAGGCAUCAUAGAGAUCAUGUGCGAGAGUUCUCUUGUGGGAUGUUAUACUACCGCACGUUCUACGUGGACAGCAAAAGAGAUUCGCUUUACGUCGGAGCAAUGGACCGCGUCUACCGGCUGAACCUGAGCAACAUCAACCAAUCCAGUUGCGAGAGGGACGCUCUAAACCUCGAACCCACCAACGUGGCCAGCUGCGUAUCCAAAGGCAAAUCAGAGCACUUCGACUGUCGCAACCACAUCCGAGUGAUCCAACCGAUGGGAGAUGGUCAUAGGUUGUACAUCUGCGGGACCAACGCUCACAAUCCAAAGGACUGGGUGGUAAAUGGGAAUUUGACGCACCUCAGUCGCAACACGUUCGUUCCGGGAAUAGGACUGGGCAUCGCCAAGUGUCCCUACGAUCCUGCAGACAAUUCGACAGCAGUUUGGGUGGAAAAGGGAAACCCCGGAGACCUGCCAGGACUCUACUCCGGAACCAAUGCGGAGUUUACCAAGGCAGACACAGUCAUUUUCAGAACCGACCUCUACAAUCUAACCACCGGCAGGAAGGAAUUCAACUUCAAGAGGACGCUCAAGUACGACUCCAAGUGGUUGGACAAGCCGAACUUUGUGGGUUCAUUCGAUAUCGGCGAUUACGUUUUGUUCUUCUUCAGAGAAACCGCCGUCGAAUACAUCAACUGUGGUAAAAGCGUUUACUCGAGAGUGGCGCGAGUUUGCAAAAAGGACACCGGAGGAAAGAAUAUCCUCUCGCAAAACUGGGCCACUUAUCUCAAAGCUAGACUCAACUGCUCCAUUCCGGGAGAAUUUCCUUUCUAUUUCAAUGAAAUACAGAGCAUAUACAAAGUCCCGGGAGAUGACACCAAGUUCUAUGGGACGUUCACUACUUCGACGAACGGUCUGAUGGGUUCGGCGAUUUGCUCGUUCACGUUGGACGACAUCCAGUCGGCCUUUAGUGGUAAAUUUAAAGAACAGGCGUCUUCGUCCUCGGCUUGGCUGCCGGUUUUGACCAGUAGGGUCCCGGAACCGCGACCUGGAACCUGCGUUAACGACACGGAGACCCUUCCCGAUACCGUCCUGAACUUCAUAAGGUCCCAUCCUCUGAUGGAUUCGGCUGUGAUGCACGACUACGAGAAACCGGUGUUCUUCAAGCGGGACGUCUUCUUCACGAGACUAGUCGUAGACAAAAUAAAGGUGGAUAUAGGGGGCGCUGUUUUGGAUUACACCGUUUAUUACGCUGGAACUAACGACGGCCGCGUGCACAAGAUCGUGGAAUGGCAACGCGACAGCGACGGAACAUCCUCAAUCUUAUUAGAUGUCUUUGAUGUGACGCCCGGGGAGCCAAUUCAAGUUAUGGAAAUUUCAAAAGAACAUAAAGCUUUGUUCGUCGCUUCUGAUUAUAGAGUGAAACAAGUGGACCUAGUUAUGUGUAACAGAAGGUACGAUAAUUGCCUCAGGUGCGUCCAUGACCCCUACUGCGGUUGGGAUAAGGAUUCUAAUGUAUGCAAACCUUAUUCGCCUGGAUUGUUGCAAGAUGUAUCGAACAGCACCGUGGAUGUUUGCGAUAGCAGCGUCGUUAAGAAGAAAAUGAUCGUGACGUGGGGGCAAAGUUUACACUUGGGGUGUUUCUUGAAAAUGCCGGCAGUUUUAGCGUCGCAAACCAUCACCUGGUACCAUUAUUCGAAGGAAAAGGGUCGCUACAAAAUCCAGUAUAGGCCCGACAAAUACAUCGAAACGUCCGAACACGGUCUGGUCAUCAUUGCUGUAACUGAGGCAGACGCGGGUCGCUACGAUUGCUGGAUGGGUGCGUCUUUGCUGUGUUCGUACAACGUGACGGUGGAUGCCCAUCGUUGCUCGCCUCCUGCCAAAAGCAACGACUACCAGAAGAUCUACUCGGACUGGUGCCACGAGUUCGAGAAGUACAAGUCGGCGAUGAAGACUUGGGAGAAGAAGCAAGCUCAAUGCGCUUCUCGCCAGAACGACAGCAACCAAAAUAGUCACCCAAAUGAAAUAUACAGGCCACUAGUCUGAUAGCUCGUUCAGCGCGGUCCGCUUGCUCUCACGUUUUUAGGAAUUCCAUUGUACUGGACUAUGGUUCUUUUUGUGUAAAUAUUUUCGUAGGUAUAUUGAUAAACUACCAAAGUGAAUUCAACGAUCAAUCAGUGAAAGUGCCCUGUUUAUUUGUGAUGGACUCGAGAAGAGGAGAGUGAGUGCUUAAAAUGUGCUUUUAACUUUUAAAAAGUUCGUCUUGUUUUGCAAGUUUGGUAGGACAUUUCGAUGUAAAGGUUCUGCAUCGGUUUGACCCGUUGAUUUCUAUUUUUGUAUUUGUUUUUCGGAAAUUCUCUAAAUAUUGUAGGUCUGUGAUAUAUAUGUACCGUAAUUUCUUGAUUGAUUUUAAGAGUUUGACAUUGGAUAUUUGCAAAACAAUCAGCUUCAGACAAACUGAUAACUCCGGACCAAAGUGAAUGGACUUUACUGUUAACGGCGGUUAGUUAAAUCCGACAUAUUGUAAUUUUAGUGCGUAUUCAAAGCAAUACUUUUCGCUUGCAAAGUGUUGGUCCCUUAAAAUAUAUACCCAUUGUAAAUACGUUCCAGGAUUAAAAUUUAUUUCACUUUUGAGUUGAGUCACGAAAACAGAUCUUUUCGGAUUCAGAGAUUUUUAUGAAUUUACGGAGAUUAUUUGAGUGACUGAAACGUUCAAAAGAUCUGUUGUGCGCAUGUUUUAUUCGUAUUUAAGGACAAUCACUUGAACAGAUUAUAUAUAUAUUUUCGUUCACGACAAGGAUCCGUUUAUUUGCAAGUACGUAAUAAUUGACGAGAUUGUAAAAUAUUCAUCACAUAUUGUUAUCAUAUUUCAGAAAUCUUAUAGUAUUGUUUGUUUUAAUGAUAUUGUACUCCUGUAAAUACCUAUGUAUAGUUAUUUAUAACAUCUAUGUAAUUUAUACUACAUUGUAGAAAUUACAAUAAGACGUUUCCUGUAGCUAAGCUUCAUUUCAUUUGACGCAACUUUUAGUUAGUUCGACGUUUCGUUGACACAACAUGACACAAUAAUUUUAAAAUAAUAGGAAAUACAUAUCUUUGUCUGCAAUAAAUUGAAAGUAGUUUAUCUUGUUGUACUGAUCUUCGGUUAUUGUAAGAAAAUGUGCUUUACCGCUAAUUUUACCCAAAAUUGUAGAUAAGUAUUCUUGUUACGAAUUUAAAAAGUAGAGAUUUUCAUAACUAGUGACUUCACUUCUAUGAAGUGAUUGAAAUAUUUAUAGUAUUAG